GCUCAAAGUGUUUGCAAGUAAACGCGAGAAGCAGCAGCCUUAGCAGGCUUCACGAUCGCAAUCCAAGAUUUUCCCCAUCGCACUUUUUCCAUCGCCGGCACCAACCACCGCUGCUGGUACCGGACAUCUGAUCCAACCCGAGAACUCGAACUAGAACUCGAACCCGAACCGAAUACCGAUCGCACCGCUGAAGCACACGUCUGCGACACCGCCCAUCCCGCGGCGCUUCCCAUCCUGGGGCUGAACAAUGACUGCGCUGGCCCUUUCGAGGUAGCACUCGCCCAGGUGCUACGGCUGGCCAAGGCCGCUUCAUCCAUCGCCCUGCCCUCGACGAACAUCGCGCCCCGUCUCGUCACCCUUCCCGUCGGACUACCGUCGCCGUCCGAGGGGCCCCGUCGGCCUGGUGCCUCGCUGCGACCGCGUGGGCCUGCCGUUCACGAGAAACCCGCCCGUCGUCCCUGGUCGCGUCCUGCCCGCCCGCCGCGAUGGAUCUCGCAAAGACGCUGGUGCGCUCGGUCGUGCGCGCCUUCUACGAAACAAAGCACGCGCUGGUGAUCGAUGCGCUGGUGCUGCACUCGGCCUUGCGCGAUGACGACCUGGCGUAUCUCAUGAACAUGAACACCAAGGACCUGCACAAGCUCUGCGGUCGACUCAGGGAGGACAGGUUCAUCCAGGUGCAGACGAGGCCCGAGCUUAAAGAGGGCUCGCAGCGGCCCGUCAACCGCAUGUACUACUACAUCGACUACCGCCAGGCCAUCGACGCCAUCAAGUGGCGCGUCUACAAGAUCGACAAGGAGAUGCAGGGUGUGACGGUGCCCGUCAACGAGCGCAAGGAGUACUUUUGCGAGCGCGCCGGGUGCAUGAAGGAAUACUCAUCAAUGGAGGUGCUCGACAACCCCAGCUCCCGCGGCUUCCUCUGCCAGGUCUGCAACUCGGUCCUGCGCCACGACCCGGAGGGCAAGACGGGCGGCCACAAGCAGUCGACGCGCAUGAACACGCAGUUCCGCUUCAUCACGGACCUGUUGCCCCGUAUAGACAACGUCAUCGUGCCGGACAACAACUUCGAGAUCGCCAUCCAGCAGGCCCGCCCCGUGGAGCGCGACGCGCUGCACCAGGUCGUCAGCAGCGUGGCGGUCGAGGCCAACCACCGGCCGGGCGCCGUCAAGGGCCUCACGAACCUGGGGCCCAAGUCGGUCACGGUCAACCUGACGGCCGGCGGGCCGUCGGCGGAGGAGCUCGAGGCCGAGCGGCUCCGCAAGGAGGAGCACGCCCUGCGCAACGCCCUCCCCUCCUGGAUCGCCGAGAGCACCGUCACGGGCGACGCCUACGAGCUGGACCCGGCCAAGCGCGGCAUCAUCGCGCCCGCCGCGGCGGGUUCGGCCGCCGACGCUAGCAACAACAAGAACGACGACGACUCCUCAAAGGACCAUGCCGAAAUCGACGACCUGUUCGCCAAGCUCAAGCGCGAGCAGGAGGCCGAGGCCGCCCGCCAGGCCGCGCUCGAGGAGGAAGACGAAGACGACGACGAGGACGACGAGGACGACAUGUUUGAGGACGUCGUCACAAGCACAAACAACUCGGCCGGCGGCACCCCGGCCAGCACCGCGCCCACCGCCCUGGGGGCGCCCGCCGCUGCCGCCGUCGCGCCGUCGCCGCUCGGCAAGUCGUCGCUGAAACGCGACGCCUCGAGCGGGCCGGCCUCGGGCACCACCUCCCCGCACGGCCUCGGCACGCCGGGGUCCGACGGCCGCCCCGUCAAGAGGGUCAAGGUCGAGGUGCCCUCGCCGCCCCCGGUCGCGGUCGCUGCCGGCGAGGAGAGCGACGACGACAUCGAGUUUGAGGAUGUAUGAAAAGAGAAGAGAGCGCUCGUCCUCCACAUCCCCUUGUUUCACCUGCUCCCCUGAGAUAAAAGUUUAGAUUCCGUUAAUUCAUCCUCCUCCUUCACAAUCACGCCCCCAUUUGCUUGUUUUUAUUCUCAUCCUCUUUCAUUUUUUUUCUUCUUAUUCGCGUGGAUAGAACAGGUCGGGUGUGGCAAAGGGUCGGGUCGGGCGGCGCGGGGGUGUCAUCUUUUUUGAUAUAUAUGUCGCCACCAAUAAGGAAAGAAAAAAAAAAGACGCUCCGCUUUGCCGUGACGAAACAACCCGGAAGAGGUAAGGCGUCAACGACUGUCAGGGGGCCAGUGUAUGGGUUACGUCCAUGGUAUAGGUACAUCUCGUCAGGUAGGUAGGGCUGCUGGACGGAACAAGCAUGGCAAAGCGAGGGAGGCUCGGGUCGUUCGUCGUUCAGUCGCCCGGCUGCGCAAGCAG
Messenger RNA from Gaeumannomyces tritici R3-111a-1, 2306 nucleotides. RefSeq lists its product as hypothetical. Gene Ontology annotation, cellular component: transcription factor TFIIE complex. Gene Ontology annotation, biological process: transcription initiation at RNA polymerase II promoter; transcription open complex formation at RNA polymerase II promoter. The coding region runs from base 486 to 1850 and encodes 454 amino acids. The record is from RefSeq and is a predicted model, not a curated record. The transcript has a single exon. Lineage: Eukaryota; Fungi; Ascomycota; Sordariomycetes; Magnaporthales; Magnaporthaceae.